Messenger RNA from Eurypyga helias (sunbittern), 321 nucleotides. RefSeq names its product chromobox protein homolog 5-like. The annotation marks the transcript as partial. The transcript has 2 exons. Gene Ontology annotation, biological process: chromatin organization; negative regulation of transcription by RNA polymerase II. Gene Ontology annotation, molecular function: chromatin binding. Gene Ontology annotation, cellular component: pericentric heterochromatin. The record is from RefSeq and is a predicted model, not a curated record. NCBI's taxonomy places the organism in Eukaryota, Metazoa, Chordata, Aves, Eurypygiformes, Eurypygidae.
AUGGGCAAGAGGAGCAAGCGGCCAGCCGACAGCUCGUCCUCGGGAGACGAGGAGGAGUAUGUGGUGGAGAAGGUGCUGGACCGGCGCGUGGUGAAGGGCCAGGCCGAGUACCUGCUCAAGUGGAAGGGCUUCUCCGAGGAACACAAUACUUGGGAGCCAGAGAAGAACCUGGAUUGCCCGGAGUUGAUCUCGGAGUUUAUGAGAAAAUAUAAGAAGAUGAAGGAAGGCGACGGGAACAAACCGCGGGAGAAGGCGGAGGGCGCCAAGAGGAAAGGGCUGCCUGCCGGCGGGGAGGACGUCAAGGCCAAGAAGAAAAGGGAG